UCCUCCAACAGCGCGUGGCAACGCUAGGCGCCCAGGAUCUAAGGCAUCAGGCUGACCAAGGUUUACAUCAUCACAUCUCAUUUCAGACAGUUACUACUACCGUUCUGCUGUGUAUAAGAGCCACUGUUCUUCUCGCUCCAUGUUCGUCCAUGCGCAUUGGCACACCGGUUUCGCACAAACGCAUUGAAUCGCACGAUGAACAGUCUGAUGAGGCGAGCGGCAGCUGUUGUGCUGCUGCUGGGUUACUACACUGCAGAGGCACAGACCAGUACCACUACCACCACGGCGGCAACGACCAGUGCAUCGUCAACAACAUGCGCAACCGUUCUGACACCGUCGUAUUCACCACCAGUCGUGGCUAAGGGAUGGAAGGCCCAACUGAUCGCCACGGGCCUCACCCGUCCCCGCAGCAUGAAGUUCGACAGCAAUGGCGGGCUGCUGGUGGUUGAGCAAGGCGUGGGGGUCAGCCGCUUGACGUUCGCAGACGACGGGGGCACAUGCAUGUCAGUCAAUGGCAACACGACCGUGUUAGUGGACAGGGAGCUCUUCCACGGCCUGGAGUUGUCAGAGGAUGGCAGGACCCUUUACGUCUCAACCGAGGAGGAGGUUCGCAGCCACAGUUACGACCCCGAUGCCGCCAGCGUGAGCAGCCAGCAGCAGCGCCUGGUUUCCAACAUGACCAACCCUGGCCGCGGGCAUGUCACGAGAACGCUCCUGCUCUCCCGCAAAGUGCCUGGUCUGCUGCUCGUCUCCCGCGGCAGCGCGGCCAACUUGGACGACCUUGCCGCGCAGCAAUCCUCGGGCAUCUCGCAGAUCCGCGCCUACAACAUCUCCAACGCGACCGACACCGCUUACAACUACCCCACCGACGGCCUGCUUAUCGGCUGGGGGCUGCGCAACUCUGUCGGCGUCGCCGAGCACCCUCUCACCGGCGGCAUCUGGUCGGUCGAGAACAGCGCCGACGACAUCUCGCGCCUCGGCCGGGACAUCCACGAGGACAACCCGGGCGAGGAGCUCAACUUCCACGGCUUCCUCAACGACACCUCCGCGCUGGGCGCCAACUACGGCUACCCUUCGUGCUUCGCCCUCUGGAACACGACCGACUUCCCGUCCCUCAACGACCUCACCGUCGGCAGCCAGUUCUCGCUCGACAGCAACGCCACCCUCAACGACACCACCUGCGCCCAGCGCAGCGUCUCGCCCCGCCUGACCUUCCGAGCGCACAUGGCGCCCCUGGACAUCAAGUUCCAGCCCUCCAACGCCUCGCGCGCCUUCGUCUCGUUCCACGGCAGCUGGAACAGGGACCACCCCGCCGGCUACAAGCUGUCGUACGUGGAGUUCAACCCGGACACGGGCGAGCCGGUCGAGCAGAGCGACAGCGUCUCGGCGGCGCACGACGUGCUCACGAGCCCCGAUCUGUCGGCUUGUCGUCCCGACGGCGGGUGUCUCCGGCCGGCUGGAUUGGCGUUUGAUAGCAGCGGAGAGCGACUGUUUGUGUCGAGCGACGCGACGGGGGAGAUCUGGGUUGUCAUGAGGUCGGGGGAGGACGAGGACGGCGGGGCUACGACGACGGGAACCGAAACCAGGACUGGGACUGGGGGCGCUGUGACUAGUACAUCAUCAGCUGCUGCUGCUGCUGCGUUGGGAGCAUGGAAUCGGGGUAUGGGUGGGGAAGGACUGCUGAUGGUUGCGGUUACCGUGCUGAUGGCGGCUGUUGGGGGGCUGACGUUUGCCGGUUGACGAUGAGUACCUUAUUAGGGAGCCCUGUUGGUCAAACAAGCAAGCAGCGGACAUCGAACUCCUCCAGAGAUAUUCCGUACACCCGUCAAUAUAGACAUACCUCACUUCUUAGCCGUAGCAAUCCAUUGAUGGUUCAGGGGCCUAGGUACCUUGGAAUCCCGGAAU
Molecule: messenger RNA, 1905 nt
Organism: Chaetomium strumarium
Lineage: Eukaryota; Fungi; Ascomycota; Sordariomycetes; Sordariales; Chaetomiaceae
Exons: 2
Coding region: 196-1740 (514 amino acids)
Source: RefSeq, a predicted model, not a curated record